UAAAUAAAAGCAUUUAAAACAAACAUGGCUACAGAGUGACACUGUGCGAUGCGCUGGAGUGCUGCUGUGUUUUAUUCCCAGUGACACGUUGACAAUAAUGACGGUAGUGACCCAGGUAGCGGUGGCGUGACAAGCGAAGGGGCGGUGGGGCGGCAGCAACGAGUGUGGCUCUGGUAGAGUGGCGUGUACAGGUGCUACGGGACUCAAUGAGCCCCACCGUAUGCUUGUUGAGUGCUAGUGUGUGCGAAAGUGCUAGUGACAAAAGUGAGUGCUAAACCAUUGAGCAGGACAGUCGCCUUGAGCAUGGAGGACUCGAGCGAGGUGCUGGUGUGUGCUGCAGAGUAUAUGAAAGAUCGGUUGUAUUUUGUUACUCUGCGGACUUCAGGCAGGCCCAGAUCAACGGCCAACACGCAUUAUUUUUCAAUCGACGAUGAGUUGGUGUAUGAAAACUUCUACGCCGACUUCGGGCCGCUCAACCUGGCCAUGCUGUGUCGGUACUGCCGCAAGCUGAACAAGAAACUAAAGUCACUGUCUUUGGCCAAGAAGAAGAUCGUGCACUAUACCACACUCGACCCACAGAAGAGAGCCAACGCAGCUUUCCUCAUUGCGUCAUAUUCUAUAAUUUACUUGAAAAAGACUCCAGAAGAAGCAUACAAGCCCCUGAUUGGUGGGAACAGCCCACCAUUCUGUCCUUUCCGAGAUGCAGCCUAUGGUAUGUCCACAUACCAUCUUACGUUACUGGACUGUCUUCAGGCCAUUGACAAAGCUUACAAGCUUGGCUUCUUCAACUUUGAAGAUUUCGAUGUGGACGAAUAUGAAUAUUAUGAGAGAGUGCAGAAUGGUGACUUCAACUGGAUUAUGCCAGGCAAGUUCUUGGCUUUCUGUGGACCCCACUCAGAGAGUCGAGUGAAGAAUGGUUACACACUCCACUCACCGGAGACAUACUUCAGUUACUUCCGCAAGCACAAUGUGAUGACCAUUGUGCGACUCAACAAGAAGAUCUACGAUGCUGCACGUUUCAAGAAUGCUGGAUUUGAGCAUUAUGAUAUGUACUUCAUAGAUGGCUCAUGCCCCUCGGAUGACAUUAUGAGAGAGUUCUUGAGAGUGUGUGAGAAUACAGAGGGAGCCAUUGCUGUACAUUGUAAAGCUGGACUAGGGCGCACUGGAUCCCUCAUUGGCUGCUAUAUGAUGAAACACUUUCGCUUUACUGCGGCGGAGGUCAUCGCUUGGCUGCGCAUCUGUCGGCCAGGCUCUAUCAUAGGAGGCCAACAACAGUGGCUCACCUCGAAACAGUCAUCCCUUUGGUUAGAGGGGGAUAUUUUCCGGGGACGUAACAAGAACCAAAACCUGAAUAAGAAAUGUCCAUAUGGAAUAUACAGCAUAGCUUAUCGUGAGCAUGUGGCCAAUCUCCGUAACAACAGAAACAAGAACAGUUGUAACAACCAGAAUCAGAAGAAGCAGGUGGUAUCCACGUCAUCUGACGAAGAGAUUGAACGUGAGGAGAAUGUUCAGGUUGUACUUAGUGGUGUAGACACUCUGAAGCUAGAUGAUCACAUCUCCCAAACAGACAAUCAUGAAAAAUAUAUUGAGGUGUUUCAUUUUCAGGAUGUUGCCAAUAGCAACACUGGCACUAAAGACUCGGAGACGUGCAUCAUCAACGGUCUCACUCAGGGGGAUCGACUUAACCAACUGAAGGCCUCUCGAGCUCACUCCAGAUCUGCCACUACUGGACGUGUUCACCUUGAGGAUAAAGCCCACGUGCGUACAAAGUCCACGCCUUUGGGCAGUGGCAGUGGUGGUGGUAGUAGUGGGCGGGAGGCAGUGUUGUCACCCCUGAAGGCUGGCAAAGUGUCCACCCUCACUUCAGCCCACCGGGACACAUCGCGUAGGCCCAUAAGAACCACCACCACAGCCACAACUAAAAGACAUGCAUGGCUGUUAGGAUCAGUGUACCGGGGAUCUGGCCACCGAGGGAGCAAGGCACGUGGGGUGCUUCAUUCCCCAGGGUCUUCAGUGGGGGCCAGUCAAGGCUCUGACAGUCACUCUUUGUCUCAAAACCUGCCAAGAAAAAGUCACAUAACCUCUUCGCCAACAACAACUUGUACUCUUUCAAAGACAACAAUACAUGGCUCCUUUACAUCAUCUUCUAAAGUUUCCCUUACUUCUACUUCUUCCUGCCUUUCUUCCACUUACUCAGGUGACAAUCAGUAUCACAGGUCUAGCAACACAACUUGCACAAGACAUUCUACAAAUUCAGUGGAUAAUGGCAAUAUUGGGGAGCAUCCUCAGAUAGAAAAUAAUAAUUUUGAACAACACAAGCAAGACAAUGGCGGGUUAGGCCUGAGAGGAGAUGAAAGCUGUAGGAAUCAAAGUUCUGGUGCUGCGAGCCGCUCCCGACUUCCCUCUUCAUCGUCAUCCUCCGCCAUACACAGCAAACUUCCAGUCUAUCGCGUAGUAAAGGGAAUAACAAAUAGUAAUCAACUUUUUCACUACCGUUUCUCUCCUGUCAGAAACACCACCACAAUCACCAGCCGCUCCUCGAAAGCUGCCCUCGUCAGAUGACUACCAAUACUGCCCACCACCACAAAAAGCAAGAUUAACAGGAAAGCUGCAGAAGCAGUCUCAGUUUCACCACAAUCAUCACCAUCUUCCAAUGACACCAACACCUCCAUCUUCACCAACAACCACAGCAAAACUUCUGACAAGAAAUAUCGAGGCACUGCCAUCUGCAAGUCUGGUUCCUCCGAGAACGCCACCUCCUACUCCGACACAUCCGGCAAGCCGCAAGCUUCCGCAGCCAACUCCGGUGAUGAUAAAAAACCGGAUGCCACUGCAGACAGCCCAAGUGACGAAGAGGAUAAGAUCUUGUCCAGCUCUUCCACUCCCGAGGGAAAAAGUUCUUCAUCAGAGGUCAGGCACUUUGCCAAGAGUACCAAAAGUACUACCAAAUCUUGGUCACCUACGUCUGUGCCAGAGGGCAGGGCUAGAAGGCAGGGCAAAAUGUCUCGAUCAGCACCCCCAGAGUUGAAGCGAACCACAUCAGUGGAGAGGAAGGGAACCAGAAGUGCUCUUGGAGCAAACUUUCGUAGAUCUGGUAGAAGCGUUACUCGUGAUAUGGGAGGUAAGAAAAAUGGUGGUGGGUUGAAAAAACGGUCGCAUAGUCCAUCCAAUAGGGAGCCUGGAAGGAGCCUCAAAACAAGGAAAUCCCGUAGUAGAGUUACAAGUCCAGAGCCAGUACCUGGGAGUGAUGUCUCUGAUAAGAGUAAACCAGAAAAGAACACUAAAGAUGGAGGCAAAAAGAAAGCCUCCCAAACUCACAUUACGGAAUACUACACCAUACGCAAGGAAAAGAGUACCUACAAAGUAAUCAGGACACUGCCUGAUGACCCUCCAAGUGACAAGAGUACCACUCUGAGGAGCUGGAAUGAUGAGCGUAAAAGGAUAGGAGGCUCUGGUGCAGUUGCUACACGUCGCACACGACACCAUAUCAGUGAGUGACUGUAUGUUGUAUGUUUUGUUUAUGUUAACUUGUUAUCAAAUUACCGUAAAAGGUUUGUACAUACAGAACUAUUAAUUUGACUACCAGAAAAGUGCAGGGGUUUUAGAAUGCAUUGAUUGAUUGAUUGAGUGUGUGUGUGUGUGUGUGUGUGUGUGUGUGUGUGUGUGUGUGUGUGUGUGUGUGUGUGUGUGUGUGUGUGCUUCUUCAUAACAGAGAGAGAGAGAGAGAGAGAGAGAGAGAGAGAGAGAGAGAGAGAGAGAGAGAUUAUAUGGCCUUUUAUAGUUAUAGAGGAGUUUCUGAGGAUGAAAAUUUUGUAAAUGCAAAGAAAACAAUUUAACUGAAAUAUUUAUACUAUACAUAAAUAGAUAUCAGAUGUAUGUAUGGCUGGUGUCUUGUUAGCAAAGUGUUGUGCCAUGUUGGUGUACAAAUUAUGUAGAUAUUAAUUCUUCACAGAAACACUAAAUAAUUUAACUUUACACACACACACACACACACACACACACACACACACACACACACACACACACACACACACACACACACACACACACACACACACACACACACACACACACACACACACACACACACACACACACACACACACACACACACACACACACACACACACACACACACACACACACAUGAUAGGUAAUGAUUGCUUUUGACAAAGGUACAGUAACUGAAAUAUCAGUUAAUUGAGUUAUCUCUGCAUCUUCAUCAUUAUAUUCAUCUAAUUUCUCACACUGAACAAAGUGGAUGUACAUGAUUUUGUUUGUAUCCUCAUAUUAAUAUCAGAUGACAUGCUGUCAUUGAUUUACCAAAUUCAUUAUUAUACAUUGAAAAUUUUUUCAAAUGAUGCUCAAAAUUGACAGGCAAGCCUAAAUUGAAAAUUUUAGAUAUUUGACUGUUACUAUUUUAAAGCCAUAUGUGGUUCUAGAAAAUACAGUAAUUAAUAAUUUAAUGAUUACUUACUUAAGCUCUGACAAAGGAGACUAAAACUCUCCAUACAUUUGAUGUGAUCUGUUUAACUAUCUUUUUAUGUACUCCAUGGCUGACAUAUCCCUCAAAAUUGUGGGUAGCUAACUAAUGUCUUGCCUCAUUGUAGGAUCAAAGAGGUGGAGGCUUGUAGCUCCCAUGCUCUGUCCCUUUUAAUUAACUUUUUUGAAGGAAAAUUAAAAUUGUCAAAUUUAAAACCUUAAAAAAUUAUCAAUAUUUUAAUCAUCACCAGAUAGUCUGCAGUAUACUAUGCAGAAAUGCCACCAGUAGAUGCAAUAAUAUUUCAAGUGGAAUAGAUUUGCAGAUGUUUUUAAAGUUUGUUCAAAUUAUUGCUGUCAUGAAAAUAAUUUUUGUUGAUAAAAUCUUGUUGCUUCGGUUUACUGUUUUAAUGUUGAUGUUCAGAAUAGUAACGUUAACUUGGUGGCAUUGCGUAAACCAUGCUCAGUGUGAAGAAUGAAGUAGCAUCACAUGAAACCACCCUAUACUGUGCCAGAAUGAUUUAUUUUGAUUUGUUGUGCUUCCAUCAAUCAUCUUAGUUUGUGUGAAAAAAAAUGUUAUAGUGUCUUCUAAUAAACAAUACAUUGAAUAUAUGUAUAAGAUAAUGAGCAAAGUUCUUCACCUCUUACACUCUGCAUUCAUUCAUCAACUUGAUAAUUUUGUUUCAAGCAGAGAUGUGAAUAUUCCCUCAUACUUUCUCUGUGGCACUUGCACAACAGCUGGAUGAACCAAGUUACCUGUAUUAAAGGUGUCAAAAAUAAGAAGCAUUGCUUUGUAUGUUCAUCAUAUUAUCAGAUAAGAGAGAAUCAAGCAUUGGUUACUGUCAUUAGCCAAGUAAAUCUUAUCAAACCAUCAAUUCUGAUGUUAUUCACAAUGCAAUAAGUAAUCAUUUUCUGAUCGCUUGAUUGUUUUGUGAUACUAUUUGCAAGCUGCUAUUGACUCAGGGAUGUAUUCUGUCCUCAUCACAUGAGCAAGCCACCACUGAUAACAGACUUACUAGGAACCUCUAAGUUACAUAACUCAGUUUUUUAGCUGCAGAUGAGGAUUGUUAUGGCAUCCAAGUGACUGAAUAACAUCAAUAGGGAGAUAUGCAAGCUUCUCUUGUAAUGAUGGAAGUAUAUAUGUUAUGACUGAAUGAAACAUAAUUAAAUAUGUGACAUAAUGACAUUACAUCAGAUAUGCUGUCAUUUGAUUGUUUUGAUUCUCAUCAGCAACAAUGAGAAAUAUGCUGUGCACAUCAUGCAUAUAUGUAUGCAAGUGCUUCCUUUAAAGGAUUACCAGUGAAUAAAUGCUUCAUGUGACAUAUCAUACCAGGGAACUGAUAGUAUGAGUGGAUAGUAAGUUGUAUUGCUGUGUGUUGCUGCACACCAAAGAGUAAGGAUACUUGUUUUAUGGCACUCAUGUUAAUUUGUGUUUUUCACAAAAGUCAAUAAUAACUGUAUUUAUUCUAUGGUGGCUACUGUAUAUGCUGGACUAUAAGCUUUUUUUUUUUUUUUUUUUUUUUUCUCCCUUCUUAAUCAAGGGGUUGUCUUAUGUACCGAGAAUAAAACAUAACCCUUUAACCCCGUGGUGAAUAUUAAGUGCCACACUACCUUGGAAUUCAUUCUGCAGCCACAUAGGUGUAUGUACAUUACCAAUAUAUAUAUAUAUAUAUAUAUAUAUAUAUAUAUAUAUAUAUAUAUAUAUAUAUAUAUAUAUAUAUAUAUAUAUAUAUAUAUAAACUCAAUAUAUUGGCUCCAUGACAGGAUGAGAUUUUUCUAAGGUUGUUGAAUGUUUACUCACAGCUCAUAAUAAUGAUCAGUUGCCAAUUAGGCUAACAAAUCAUGACGUUUGUAGAUACUGUUUAUGUUAAUCCAAUAAUGACUGGUUUUGAAUUCCAUUAGCUCCUUCUGUAUGAGCUAAUUGUUUUAUUAAUAAAUCAAGGGUGGCUGUAUUUUGAAAUUAGUGACAGUAGGUAGUGAGGGAAUUGCCAUAAUACAGCUCCCCAGGACCCAGUGAGACACCAGCAAUAAACCUGUGGUGAUUAGUAUCAUAGUCAUCAAGAAAAGAAAGUAGUACAUGUCCCUGUCAUUUCGGAGCUCAGAAACACGCGGAACUGCAAAAAAGGGAUUGUGAAUUUUACCAUGAUACAAACGUAUUUAAGUGAGGGAACUGACCGCGAUGCAAGCCCUUCAUGUUGUGGCACAUCAGUAAUGCACCCUUCAACAUUAAGGGGGUCAUUUUAUACACAGCUAAUAGCUCAAAACUUAAACUUUUCCUUGAAAAUUUGGUGGUUGUCUCUUAUACAGAGUCAUCUUGUAGUCUGGCAUAUAUAUUAAAAGUUUUUUUUUCUUUUAUUAAUAUUUUACUUGAUGCCAAAUUAUUACAAUAGAGUACCAUUGUAAGGAAGAAGUGACAGUAUACACACACACACACACACACACACACACACACACACACACACACACACACACACACACACACACACACACACACACACACACACACACACCAAAAGUUACUGCCAGUGCAACAAAUAUUUUUGAUCAAGUUGAUAGUAAAAAUUAUAUGCUAGAUUUGUUGUAACAUUAGUUAAAACAAAAAAGUGAUACAGUGAACUAUUUUUCCUGAUGGUUUAACAUGGUUUAACAAAUGGCACUAAUUUUCUCUGACUUUCCAUUUAUGGUUUUCAUAAUAAAUGUUAUAACCACUUUUACUAAAAACAAAAGUUCUUAAUAGAUUUGUUAAUCUGUUCAAUUCAAUGCAAUGUACAGGAAUUUAAGGAUUUUUCAGUGUACAUUAUUUGUAUUGUAAUAAAGUUAAUGCUCAUUUAUUAUUUAGUAUGUUAUAAUGAAGCCAUAAAGACUGGUCAUCAGAAAAUCAUGUCAUUAUUUUUAAUUGCCUUAGCAUGUAAUUUCUUAUUUUUACUGUGUUUUGUCUUAUUUGGUUUCAACCUCAAAAUAGAGUUCAGAGGUUGAAAAGGGGGGAAAAACCCUGAAAAUUAUUGAGAUACGAAAACCUUUCAUAUGGAAAGCAGCCAUUUUCUGAAAAAAGUACUUAUUCCAUAACUUCAUUCUCACACAGUAUCUGAACAUAAUUAUACCUGGAAAGUGGAUUAAAUCAAGUAUAUGAAAUUCUACAGUAAUUUUUUUUGUGAAAUAUAUUAUAGGUUUGUCAUUAUUAUAUGUGUGACUACACUAUACAUACUCUAUUUUGUAUACUGUACUGAUUCAAAACAUAUUAUCCAUAACGCUAUUUUGUUCACAAGAUGAAGAAAAUUGUGAGCAGCACACACACACACACACACACACACACACACACACACACACACACACACACACACACACACACUUUUUAAUCAUACUUGUAGAAUUGCACAAUUGCUUAUUGCUAAUACUAGUUUAAAAGUUCAUUUUUUAAAGAAAGCUAUUGAAUUAUUUAGAGGUUGCUAUUGGUGGGCAGUUAUUGGGUGUAACUUUGUUUUUUUUUAAUAUUCAUAUAGUUAAAAGGGAUUGCAAGAUUAAUGAAGGUAGUAAAGUGCAAAGAAAAGCAUAGUAUAAAGUUUUAGUACUUAUAUAUAUAUAUAUAUAUAUAUAUAUAUAUAUAUAUAUAUAUAUAUAUAUAUAUAUAUAUAUAUAUAUAUAUAUAUAUAUAUAUUUAUAUAUAUAUUAAUGAAUUAUAGUAUUUUGCAAGAUAAUACAGGAUAUCAAUUUAUUUAAGGAAUAUCCACAUUUUUCAGGAAGAUUUUCCUUUUAAAGUAAAAGAAAAAAAACUGUUAAUGUGUUACGGUACAUUAGCAGAUAAUCAAUAAACCUGGUGAUUUAUUGCUUAUGGUGAUAAAUAUCUUUUUAAAUCAAUUAUGAAAUUAUAUUUUGUAUAUAUUGAAGUGUAAUCAUGUAGUUAUAUUCUUCAGUUAAUAAAUGAUGGAAUUGUAAAGAUUUAAGGUGUGGUUCUCUUAAGGAACAUAAAAUGAGUGCUUAUGUUUAUACUGGAGACACUCCUGUUAGGGGGAUGCACUAGCUCUAGUGUAUAAUUUGACUAUAGCAUAUGUUAAAAUGUAGCUAUAAUACCUAUAUUUUUAAUAGAGACUAAUGUUUUUGUAGAUUCUAGAUAUUCAUUCUAGGUUAUGCUUGUGUAAAUAAGUACAUAUGUAAGUGUACACAAAAAUAUUGUAGCGUGCCUGGAAUUCAAAGUUGAAAAUAUAUUGUCUUUUUUAUUUUUCAUUUUAUUGUAUAUCAUCUCAAUUUUUUGGGUGGGAAUUUCUUUUAUUUUUCUUUUAGUAUAAUUAAUAUAAAUAAAUGUGAAUUCACCCUAAUUCCUUUUAGAUUUUGCUUUAUGAAGCAACUAUUUUUUUUAUUAUUUUGAUACAGAGUUUUUACAAUUUGUAAAGAAAUGAAACUGUGCACUCCAUAGACAAUAUUCAACAUAUCUGACUAUUGUUUGAAUAUGAAAAAAAAGAAAAAAUUUCAUACAAUAAGGAAGUUUAUCAGGUAAAUUCAAUAUGUGAUUAAAUCAAUGUUUCAAAGUGGUUGUUGUAAACCUCUUGUUGGGUUAGUCAGCUCUUGCGUAAUAUUUACCUCUACUUCAGAGGGCAAUUGCAAUGGUUUUUAACCACUAGGCUUCUCAGCUAUCUUUCUGUUUGCUUUGUGGCUUCAAAAUUAUUUUCCUGCAACUGGAUAGAUUCUGUAUCAUAUGUUUAUGUUUAAAUUGCAAAGUUUUGAAUGAAGAUUCAAAUUUAUAAAGAAUGUGUAUCAUUAUUUUGAUAUUUCAACAAAUGACAUCCCUCUCUCUUUAAACAUGCCAUCUUCCAUGCCAAAUAGUUGGUUUCUCUGAUGAAAUGACAAUGUAAGAUUAUGUCUUUGUUACCAUAUAGCAAUGACUCAUCUCUGUCACCUGUAUAGAUUCAUUGACAAAUUUAUUGUGUAUUUUGACAACACAAUAUCCUAAAAUAUUUGAAUUUUAUCUAAGCAGCUUUUUAGAUUGAUUUUUUUAUUGUUUUUAGAUUAUUAUUAUUAUUAUUAUUAUUAUUAUUAUUAUUAUUAUUAUUAUUAUUAUUAUUGUUGUUAUCAUUAAUGUCGAUUAUUAUAAGUUUUAUUUCAUUUUAUACAUUAUAAACAUGUUAACUUACUGAAUGAGCACAAAGGUUUAAUGGUUACUUUUACAAUUAAACUGAUGUAAUAAUCUCAGUAUUGAAUUGAUAAUACACUUUCUUACUUUAUCUAAAAGGUUAGUGAUGAUAGCUUCAGUGUUACUUUCAUUCACAUGAUAAUUGUAAAAUUAAUUGCAUGCUGUGCCUUGAGUAGCUGAAGACUUAUGUCAUGCUCAUCCCUGGAAGAAACUCCCUUGAAAAUAGCCAAGUGCAGUGAUGACUAUAUAAGUGUGUUUGCAAUUCUUUGAACUACUUGACAUCAUAUGCAAAUUUUUUUUAUUACUUUCCUAGUUAUAUUACAUGAUUUAAUUGCAUGUUCACCUUUAUCUGUGUUUAUCUUGCUCUAUUAAAAUACUCCCACCAAACUAAUUCUACACAACAUCAGGUGCUUGUCAGACUCUUGGUACAUUUCUUGUGUUCAAAUGUGUCUUGCUUUACUGGAGGGACAGUUACUAUUUUAUGUAAAGUUUUCAUAAGAAUGUUCAUUAACACUCUUAUCAUU
Molecule: messenger RNA, 10128 nt
Organism: Portunus trituberculatus (swimming crab)
Lineage: Eukaryota; Metazoa; Arthropoda; Malacostraca; Decapoda; Portunidae
Product: dual specificity protein phosphatase CDC14A-like
Exons: 12
Coding region: 304-2562 (752 amino acids)
Biological process (GO): cilium assembly; regulation of exit from mitosis; protein dephosphorylation
Cellular component (GO): centrosome; nucleolus; spindle pole
Molecular function (GO): protein tyrosine/serine/threonine phosphatase activity; protein serine/threonine phosphatase activity
Source: RefSeq, a predicted model, not a curated record